This is a messenger RNA of Saccostrea cuccullata (small rock oyster), 1092 nucleotides long. Its product is annotated as glycine N-acyltransferase-like. The transcript has 5 exons. The coding region runs from base 209 to 1051 and encodes 280 amino acids. NCBI's taxonomy places the organism in Eukaryota, Metazoa, Mollusca, Bivalvia, Ostreida, Ostreidae. Gene Ontology annotation, molecular function: glycine N-acyltransferase activity. Gene Ontology annotation, cellular component: mitochondrion. The record is from RefSeq and is a predicted model, not a curated record.
CAUUUCCUUAACAAGGGAACGAUAAUAUAUUCAUAUACAUAUACUUAUAAAAGUGUUUCAUGUACGGAGAAAUUCAAAUGGAUAUCAGACGUAAUCCAAUGUGUUUGGUUCAUCCCCUGGAGUAGGGUUUUAGUACGUAAAGCUUAGGUAUCCAGAUCUGUCUUCUGUUUCCUGUAUAACAAUCUAGGUUCUGAAAUAAUAGGACAAGAUGGCGGCACGAGUGUUAGACCCAACAGAGUAUGACAAGUUAGAGAAGGAAUUAGAGGUUGCCUUACCUGUUUCUUUGAUUGCUUACACUCACUUUAAAUUGUUGAGGAGAGGAAUAUUGACUGAUAAAACAGUCCUGGUGGACACCUGGCCAGAAUUUUCUGCUGUUGUUAUUGUUAAUAGCAAGAAAAAGAAGACAAUUGCGUGGGCAAUCUGUUUCUGUAAAGAUUCAGAUUUUUGCCAAUCUCUGGAAAACUUGCUGCGACAUGCCUCCACAGUGCUAGAAUCACCUUUAGCCACUGCAGGCUGCACCGAGGAAUUGAUAGAUUCCGUGGUCAAAUUAUUCAAAUCUGCAGAAUCCAGUCCAAUUCGAGAUGAAGACGAGAAUGCCUAUGUCUAUAAACUUCCAGCUGAUAGGAUUCUUCCUCUAAAAAUUCCCGAUGGAUUCAAGUUAUCCGAAUUACAGCAAGUUCACUUAGAAAAUAUUCUCAAUUCAUGGCCCUAUAGGGAUGACUAUGAAAAAUACGCAGACUUGCGACCAUGGAUACGUUAUCACAUAGAUAAUUUACCAACAGUCUGCAUUGAAACCGAGGAUGGCCGACCCGUUGCCUGGCAGAUCCAGCAGGAAUAUGGUGGGGUCGGAAUGUUACAUGUCGAGCCAGAAUACAGAAGGCUUAAACUGGGAAGUGUCGUCACAAGGACACUAGCUGAGAAACUGGUAAAGGACGGGCAAUUAGUUUUUGCUUGUGUGGAUGACAAAAAUGACACAUCUGUGACUUUCCAUGAAAAUAAUGGAUUCAUACGCUUGCCAUUUAAAUAUUCUUUUGCAAUUUACCAUUUAUAAUUUAAUUGUUUUAUUGUGAUAAUAUUUGAACGACAGAUUGA